Molecule: messenger RNA, 1596 nt
Organism: Podospora pseudocomata
Lineage: Eukaryota; Fungi; Ascomycota; Sordariomycetes; Sordariales; Podosporaceae
Exons: 4
Coding region: 1-1071 (356 amino acids)
Cellular component (GO): catalytic step 2 spliceosome
Molecular function (GO): RNA binding; protein binding
Source: RefSeq, a predicted model, not a curated record
AUGUCUUCUGAAAAGAGACCGUUCCCAGGCGACGACCAGCAGCUCGUGGUCAAGCGGCAGAACGUGGGCUCUAGUCGCGCCCUCGCUACCCGCUCUGGCCCUGCUGGUGGAAGCUCUGGUGCCCUAAUUCAGUCGUCGGUUCCACGAACGAGCUCCUUGCAGGCUCCAGUAAUGGAGCUGUCAGGACACAGCGGCGAGAUCUUUGCGGCAAGAUUCGAUCCCACAGGAAACUUAAUAGCCUCUGGGUCAAUGGACAGGACAGUUUUGCUUUGGCGAACCUACGGCGACUGCGAAAACUACGGCGUUCUCUCCGGCCACAAGGGCGCCGUCCUUGACCUGCAAUGGUCCCGCGAUUCCGAAAUCCUCUUCACCGCCUCUGCCGAUAUGCACCUCGCUAGUUGGGACCUCACAUCAGGCACAAGGAUAAGACGCUACGUCGGACACGAAGAAGGCGUCACAUCGCUAGACCUGAGCAAGCGUGGCGAGGAGAUCCUCAUCAGCGGCAGCAACGACGGCACAGUUGGUAUUUGGGAUCCAAGGACGAAGCACGCGGCGGAUUACAUUGAAACGGAUUUCCCCAUCACGGCGGUUGCUAUCUCGGAGGCUGGCAAUGAGAUCUAUUCAGGUGGCAUCGACAAUGAUAUCAAGGUGUGGGAUGUCAGGAAAAAGGCUGUGGUACACACAAUGCUGGGUCAUCAGGACACGAUCACGACGUUGAGGGUAUCGCCGGACGGGCAGCAAUUAUUGUCGUAUGCGAUGGACUCGACCGCCAGGACGUGGGACAUUAGGCCUUUCGCCCCUGCCGAGCGACACAUUCGGACAUUUGACGGCGCACCGCUGGGCAUGGAGAAGAACUUGAUCAAGGGAAGCUGGGACUCGGACGGCAAGAAGAUCGCGGUGGGUGCUGGUGAUGGAACGGCUGUAGUUUGGGAGGCGGGUACAGGAAGGUUGCUGUACAAGCUUCCCGGUCAUAAGGGGACAGUCAACUCGGUUGACUUUGCACCGGGGGCGGAACCUCUCAUCCUCUCUGCGUCAUCAGACCGGAACAUGUUGUUGGGUGAGCUCAAGUGAGGCGGCGGGUUGCGACGAUGCCUCUCGAGUCGAAGGAAUUGUCUAGCCCGGUGCGAAGUUGCUCAUGUUCGAACCACAACGGCCGUCUAACCGCCUCGCUGCAGUCUGCCUGAGGCGAUGCCCCUAUUUCAGGAAUAGGGGGUCGAUUUGGCUGUUGUGCGACGAGAAAAGAUCACCUUUAGGCUACAGCCUGCUCCGGCACGGCAGGACUGCAUAUUUGGAAAGGAAGUAUGCCCAGGCGCUUCAAUGAUACCGGCGAAAGGCUGAGCAGAGGAGCAGUGAUGGAAAGGAUAAAAGUAAAGCGAGCUUGAUACCCAGCCUUGUAGGAAUAAAAAUUUGAAAGGAUAUACACCACACCUACAGGAUGCACACAGGCGCGCGCCAGGAGAUAUUUCAGGACGAGGGCACAGAUCUCGAAGAUAAAGACAGCCAAAGCACGAGCGAUCAACAACUCAAUGCGCAGCAGACACUUUGAUGCCUGACAUUGGGUGUGGCAUCAGUCACAGCUUCUACAUGAGACGGGGC